AUGAUAUCUGAUACAAGCGACGUCCUAGAUUUCUCCGAUACAGAAUUGUCAACACUGGAUGAAAGUGAAGCUGAAUUUGAAUCGUCCUCAACCCCAGAUUAUGCCCAGGACUACAUAGACUUCACAUAUUCGAACCCUACCACGUUUCAUGUGAUUGAAUACUUCAAAAAGAAACUCAUAGCGAACGGCUUCACUUAUAUCAAAGAAGGUGAACCCUUGACUGAAGGAACGAGCGGGCUCUUCUUCUCUAUUCGGUCAAACUUAUCGCUUGUAGCCUUUGUUAAGGGGAAGAAAUGGACCUAUCAGAAAGGUGUAGGUGUUGUUGCAGGCCAUGUGGACUCAUUGGCCAUAAAGCUUAAACCUGUGUCUCUUCACAAGAGCAUAGAUGGUUAUGAGAUGCUUGGAGUAGCACCUUAUUCAGGAAGUAUGAAUAAGCUUUGGCUCGAUAGAGACUUUGGAAUUGGUGGUGCAGUUUAUUACAAAUCGGGUGAAGAUAUCAAAAUGAAGACCAUUGACUCUACUCCACAUCCAAUAGCGAAGAUUCCUAAGUUAGCUGAGCAUUUCGGGUUAGACGAUAAAUUGGCCAACUACAAUGAAGAAACCCAAAUGGCUCCAAUAAUUGGUUACUCUAAUGGACAUUCUAUGGAAAAGCCAACGCCAGAAGAAGGCAAAAGCCCAUUGGUUGAUAAGCAUCCCAUCAAGUUACUUCGGUAUUUGGCUAAAUUGGCUAACAAACCAUUGGCAGACAUUGUGGGACUUGAUCUUGAAUUGUACGACGUUCAAAAGGGUCACAUUGGUGGAUUAAACAAUGAAUUCAUAUUUGCACCCCGUAUUGAUGAUCGUUUAUGUUCAUAUCUGGCCAUAUUAGGACUCAUUAGGUUUGCUAAGAGUUUUAGUGAUGAAGAUUUGGAGUCUUAUGAUGGCUUCAACAUUGCCUAUUUGGUGAAUAAUGAGGAGAUUGGAAGUCUUACCAGAACUGGUGCCCAUGGAAAGUUUUUGAAUAGUGUAAUUGCUAAGGUUACCCAGGCCAAUGAAAGUGAAUUAAACUUAAUCUUUGCUAAUUCAAUCAUUCUCUCCGCUGAUGUGACCCAUGCAUUCAACCCCAACUUUAAAGAGUGCUAUUUAGAUAAGAACUUCCCUAUUCCCAAUGUUGGACUUACCUUGAAGGUCGACAGCAACCAGCACGUGAUGACAGACACAGUAGGAAUUGUUGUAAUGGAACAAGUAGCUGCUAAAAAUGAUUUGGUCUUACAAAGGUUUCACAUUAGAAAUGACUCCAGAAGUGGUGGAACCAUUGGUCCAAUUAUGGCAACUAACACUGGAGCACGAGUAGUAGACGUUGGGUUACCGCAACUAUCGAUGCAUUCAAUUAGAGCCAUGUGCGGCUCAAAGGAAGUGGCAUUGGGUAUAGCGACCUUCAGUGCUUUUUAUAAAGACUGGCGACAAGCUUACAAUAGUGUGGAAGACCUUUAA
This is a messenger RNA of Lizanozyma spartinae, 1473 nucleotides long. RefSeq names its product Lap4p (gene LAP4). Gene Ontology annotation, cellular component: fungal-type vacuole. Gene Ontology annotation, molecular function: metalloaminopeptidase activity; zinc ion binding. The coding region runs from base 1 to 1473 and encodes 490 amino acids. NCBI's taxonomy places the organism in Eukaryota, Fungi, Ascomycota, Pichiomycetes, Serinales, Debaryomycetaceae. Gene Ontology annotation, biological process: proteolysis. The record is from RefSeq and is a predicted model, not a curated record. The transcript has a single exon.